UGCGCCAGUGUUGAAGGGGGAGGGGGGAAUCAAAAUGGCGGCCGCGGGCGGCCCUGAGGCGUCGUCUUCGUCGUCGGGGGCCAAAACAACAGCGGCGGAGCCUGAAGCGGGAGCGGCUUCGUCCUCGUCGUCGCCGCCGGUGGUGGUGCAGCGGGAGCCGGUGUACAACUGGCAGGCUACGAAGCGGUCUCUGCGGGAGCGCUUCGCCUUCCUCUUCGCCAACGAGCUGCUGAGCGACGUGCGCUUCGUGGUGGGCAAGGCCGGGCCGCGCGGACUGGCAGGGGUAGGGGCAGGGGCGCCCGGCCCGGUCCAGCAGCGCAUCCCCACACACCGCUUCGUCCUGGCCGCCGGCAGCGCCGUCUUCGACGCCAUGUUCAACAGGGGGAUGGCCACCACCUCCGCCGAGAUCGAGCUGCCCGACGUCGAGCCCGCCGCCUUCCUCGCCCUCCUCAGGUUUUUGUACUCAGACGAAGUUCAGAUUGGUCCUGAAACAGUGAUGACCACUCUGUACACCGCUAAGAAGUAUGCUGUCCCAGCUCUAGAAGCCCACUGUGUAGAAUUUCUCACUAAGCACCUCCGGGCAGAUAAUGCUUUUAUGCUACUCACUCAGGCUCGUUUAUUUGAUGAACCACAGCUGGCUAGUCUCUGUCUUGACACAAUAGACAAAAGUACAAUAGAUGCAAUAAGUGCAGAAGGUUUCACAGAUAUAGAUAUAGAUACUUUGUGUGCAGUAUUAGAAAGAGACACACUCAGUAUACGCGAGAGCAGACUUUUUGGAGCAGUUGUUCGCUGGGCUGAAGCCGAAUGCCAAAGGCAGCAGUUAGCAGUCACAUCUACAAAUAAGCAGAAAGUUCUUGGCAAAGCCCUGUCCUUAAUCCGUUUUCCGCUGAUGACAAUUGAAGAAUUUGCAGCAGGUCCUGCUCAGUCUGGAAUUUUGUCAGAUCGGGAAGUAGUAAAUCUCUUUCUGCAUUUUACAGUCAACCCUAAGCCUAGAGUUGACUAUAUUGACCGACCAAGAUGCUGUCUUCGCGGAAAGGAAUGCAGCAUCAAUAGAUUCCAACAAGUGGAGAGUCGCUGGGGUUACAGUGGAACGAGUGACCGGAUCAGGUUCACAGUCAAUAGAAGAAUUUCAAUUGUGGGAUUUGGAUUAUAUGGGUCUAUUCAUGGACCCACCGAUUACCAAGUUAAUAUCCAGAUCAUUGAAUACGAGAAAAACCAAACACUAGGACAAAAUGACACUGGAUUUAGUUGUGAUGGUACAGCCAAUACUUUCAGGGUUAUGUUCAAAGAACCCAUUGAGAUUCUGCCCACCGUGUGCUAUACUGCGUGUGCAACUUUAAAAGGCCCAGAUUCUCAUUAUGGCACCAAAGGACUAAAGAAAGUAAUCCACGAAUCUCCUGCUUCAAGCAAAACCUGCUUUUUCUUUUUUAGUUCGCCGGGUAACAACAACGGUACAUCGAUAGAAGAUGGACAGAUACCAGAAAUAAUAUUUUAUACGUAAUUUCCAGUAACUGAAAUAAAGAAAGAGAUGAAUUGACUUUGAUAAGAAAGGACCAAUGGGAGAAGCGGAAUGCUGUGAAUCUUGUAAAUACAAUGAUCUCAGAUGUGCUAUCGAAACUAAAGUAUUGUAUGUGGAUGGUACUAAAAAAGUAUUCACUUUUCCAGUUGCAGGAUGCAGCCAAACUAUUCUUAUCUGUACAUAGAUAUUUACUUGAUCACUUUAAAUGUACUACCCUUGACUUGGAAGAUGGAAGGGAGCAUUCGUCUUUUCCUCCCUGAAAUAUCCUUGCUGCAGAUGGUAUGUCAUCUGUGGAUUAGAAUGACUGUGUACUGGUAAACAUGCAUUUCCUUUUCUUUCUUUUUUUAAACAAAACACUAAAUUUACAAUGAAGUUAUGAAGACAAGCAGACUUAAGAUGGAUACGAAUUACAUCUGUAAUUGUACUUGAUACAGUGUACAUAAACCUAACCAGUUUUGUUGUGUACUGGAAAAAAUGUUACUUGGAAAGAAACUGUAUGAAGCUAUUCUUGAAAUAUAAAGUGAAGAGUGGAAGAAAUA
Anolis sagrei ordinatus is the source of this 2058-nucleotide messenger RNA. It is a transcript of the gene BTBD1, whose product is annotated as BTB domain containing 1. Gene Ontology annotation, cellular component: P-body; cytosol. Gene Ontology annotation, biological process: neurogenesis. Lineage: Eukaryota; Metazoa; Chordata; Lepidosauria; Squamata; Anolidae. The record is from RefSeq and is a predicted model, not a curated record. Gene Ontology annotation, molecular function: protein binding.